Molecule: messenger RNA, 3749 nt
Organism: Mangifera indica (mango)
Lineage: Eukaryota; Viridiplantae; Streptophyta; Magnoliopsida; Sapindales; Anacardiaceae
Product: leucine-rich repeat receptor-like protein kinase PXC2
Exons: 2
Coding region: 479-3445 (988 amino acids)
Biological process (GO): protein phosphorylation
Molecular function (GO): ATP binding; receptor serine/threonine kinase binding; protein kinase activity
Source: RefSeq, a predicted model, not a curated record
GUGGACACUCCACAUCGGAUUCUGGUUUGACAGAAAUGAGUUCCUCCCCCUCAGUUGAUUGAAAACCCCAGCCAGCACUAAAAGGACUGACAAACAAUGGCCCUCUGUUUUCGCAGUUGAGGAGCUUUUAAUGUCUUUCUGCUUUACUCUCUUUCUCUUUGUUUUAUAUUCAGAAAGCUCUCAUUUUUCUUCAAAUCAUUAAGAUUUCCUUCGGGGUUCUCUCUCUUUGUGAGUAACUGUGUUGCUCCUGUUCCUUUCGCCGCGAAUAAUUCCUGAAAUUUCCUCUGUCCCGACGCCGUUUAGGAGAGACUAAAGAAACAAGAAUGGUUUUUCAUUUUCAUCUCUUAUCUUAUCAAUAACAGCUAUAAAAUUUCAUCAUCUCUCAGUUCAGACACAAUCUUUUUCUUCUGUUUUCUUGUUCCCUCCGAACUGGUUAAACCAUUUUCACGUGUUCUCUGUUUCGUUUAACUCAUCGUUUAUGUUUAUGUUGUUGUUGUUGUUCUUCUUCUUCUUCUUCUGCAGAGAAAAGAAAUGCUCAAUUCAAAUUAAGUUAAGAAUGUUGUUUAAGUUCUGCUUUUUGCUUGCUUUUUAUCCUUCUUUUAUACAAUCAUUAGUCCCAACAUUGAACGACGAUGUUCUUGGGUUAAUCUUCUUCAAGUCAGCAAUUGAAGACCCUGAUGGGAAAUUGGCAUCUUGGAAUGAAGAAGAUGAAAGUCCCUGCAACUGGGUUGGUGUCAAAUGUGAUCCGGUGACGAACCAGGUCACCCGGCUCACUCUUGAUGGCUUAUCUCUUUCUGGGCAUAUUGGCCGUGGCCUCUCACGGUUACAGUUUCUUCAAGUUCUUUCUUUAUCAAAAAACAACUUUUCUGGGACUAUAAACCCUGAUCUUUCACGCUUUGGUACCUUACAAGUUAUGGAUUUUAGUGACAAUAAUCUAUCUGGUUCUGUCCCUGAUGAGUUGUUUAAACAAUGUGGGACUUUAAGAGUGGUUUCAUUUGCAAAAAACAAGCUUAAUGGUCAGCUUCCUGAUUCAUUAAGCUAUUGUCCAAAUUUAGUCUCAGUCAAUUUUUCAUGUAAUCAGCUUUCUGGGCGAUUGCCUGCUGGCAUAUGGUAUUUGAGGAGUCUUCAAUCUCUUGAUUUGUCUGAUAAUUUACUGGAGGGAGAUGUUGUUGACGGAAUUGCAAAUUUGUAUGAUCUGAGAGCCUUAAAUUUAGGUAAAAACAAGUUUUCUGGGCUGCUUCCGGAUGAUAUUGGAGGUUGUUCACUACUGAAAGUUGUUGAUUUUAGUAAGAAUUCUUUGUCUGGAAGCCUUCCGGAUUCAUUGCAAAGACUGAAUUCGUGUGCUUCUCUUUAUUUACAUGGAAAUUUAUUCACUGGAGAAGUUCCAGAAUGGAUUGGAGAACUGAAAAAUCUUGAAAAAUUGGAUCUUUCUGAGAAUUAUUUCUCUGGUAGGAUUCCGUUUUCGAUAGGAAGUCUUCAUUUACUGAAAGAAUUAAAUCUGUCAAUGAACCAAUUUACUGGAGGAUUGCCAGAGUCUUUGACAAAUUGUGUCAACCUUUUGGCUAUUGACAUUAGCCAGAAUAAAUUGACAGGCAAUCUGCCUUCAUGGGUUUUUAAGAUGGGAUUACAAAGGUUGUCACUUUCAGGGAAUAGACUAAGUGGAAGAAUAGAGAAUGCUUCGUUUAGUUCAAUGAAUCAAGGUCUUGAGGUCUUGGAUGUAUCUUCAAAUGUAUUAUCUGGGGAAAUUCCAUCUAAUAUUGGAGUUCUUAGUGGCACGCUGUUGUUGAAUUUGUCCAGGAACCAUCUGUUUGGUUCUAUUCCAGCAAGUGUUGGAGCAUUGAAAGCCACCCAAUUUCUUGAUCUGAGUAACAACUGGUUACAUGGAAGCAUUCCUUCAGAAAUUGGGGGUGCAGUUUCACUCAAGGAACUGAGGUUGGAGAAGAACUACUUGACUGGUAAAAUUCCGACUCAAAUCAAGAACUGCUCAUCUUUGACAUCUUUGAUCCUAUCUCAUAACAACCUCACUGGCUCAAUCCCUGCUGCCAUUGCAAACCUAAGCAACCUUCAAUAUGUGGACUUGUCUUUCAACAACCUCACUAGUAGCUUGCCCAAAGAGCUUGCAAAUCUUUCCGGCCUUGUGUCCUUUAAUAUUUCCCACAAUCAUUUUCAAGGUGAACUACCAGUUGGGGGCUUCUUCAACACCAUCUCUGCCUCGUCUGUCUCUGGAAAUCCAUCUCUCUGUGGCUCUGUUGUCAACCACUCCUGCCCAUCUAACCAUCCCAAGCCAAUUGUCCUCAAUCCCAACUCUUCAGACUCAUCCAAUGGUGGCUCCUCUCCCAAUCAUCGUCAGAAAAUUGUACUUAGCAUUUCUGCGCUUAUUGCCAUUGGAGCAGCAGCUUUAAUUGCAAUUGGUGUAGUAGUUGUCACUGUCCUUAAUAUCCGUGUGCGGUCUUCUAUGUCACGGGCUGCUGUUGCUCUCAUGCUAUCUGGAGAGGAAGAUCAUAGUUCUCCCUCUAAGGACCCAAAUUUUGGAAAGCUUGUAAUGUUUUCAGGUGAUGCUGAAUUUGUUGCUGGGGCUAAUGGGCUGCUCAACAAGGACUGUGAACUUGGUCGUGGUGGGUUUGGAGUUGUUUACCAGACAAUCCUUGGAGAUGGGCGUUCAGUUGCAAUCAAGAAGCUAACAGUUUCAGGGUUAAUCAAGUCCCAAGAAGAUUUUGGAAGGGAAAUGAAAAAACUUGGGAAGAUAAGGCACCAUAAUCUUGUGACACUUGAAGGAUAUUACUGGACUCCAUCUUUGCAACUCCUCAUCUAUGAAUUCAUCGCAGGAGGGAGUCUGUAUAAGCAUCUCCAUGAUGGAGACAGUAAAGAUAUCCUAUCUUGGCGACAGAGAUUCAAAAUAAUCCUGGGGAUGGCAAAAGGAUUGGCCCAUCUGCAUCAAGUGAACAUGAUUCAUUACAAUCUGAAAUCAACCAAUAUUCUAAUAGAUAGUUCUGGUGAGCCCAAGGUGGGAGAUUUUGGCCUGGCACAGUUGUUGCCAAUGUUAGAUCGCAGCAUCUUAAGUAGCAAAAUUCAGAGUGCACUUGGCUACAUGGCUCCUGAGUUUGCAUGCCGAACGGUGAAAAUAACUGAGAAAUGUGAUGUUUAUGGCUUUGGCAUCUUAGUAUUGGAGGUUGUUACAGGGAAGAGACCUGUUGAAUAUAUGGAGGAUGAUGUGGUGGUGCUUUGUGACAUGGUGAGGGGAGCAUUGGAGGAUGGCAAAGUGGAAGAAUGUGUUGAUGGAAAUCUUGAGGGGAAUUUUCCCCCAGAUGAGGCAAUUCCAGUGAUAAAGCUUGGUCUGAUCUGUGCAUCUCAGGUACCAUCAAAUCGGCCUGACUUGGAAGAAGUGGUCAAUAUUUUGGAACUGAUCCAAUGCCCUUUAGAAGGGCAACAAGAGGAGUUGGAAUGACACAAACUUUCAGAAUUUGAACACGAAAGCAAGUCACGAGAGGAUUUCUGGUGAAGAAGAAUAUGGUUUGUCUGUUAAAGAAAAAUGAAGAGAUAUAUUGUUCAAUAUCCAUUUCUUUUCCAAAUAUUUGUUUGUUGUUUUUUCAUUGUAUUUUUCCUUUUUGCCUUAUACUACAGUUUCCUUUAUCGAAUUCUUUUUCAUCUGAUGAACAUGAGACUUGAAAAUAUUGUUCACUGCUAUAUCUAUCAAUAUACUGUAGUCACUGAAACCAUCUUUGGUUUCAUUGUGUCUCAUGUUAUUCAUA